UAGUUACAACUCCAACAGUUAUACAAAUAUAUUUACUGCCCUGUAUUACAUAUUUACACCCUUAUUUUCAAAUAAAUAUUCACCGCUAAUUUACAUUCUGGUCAUUAGGCAAACGUAAUCACACACAUCCAACAUAACAGGAGGCUGUGUGGGUUCUCUGCAUUUUGCAUUUUAAUUGUGCCGUAUUCUUUUAAUUGAUCUGUUCAUCCGAAAGCCAAUCAGCAGCGAGGAGCCCGGUUCUGGUGUGUUCACAUCUAUUAAUGUGCCAGAUCUAACUUGCUGGAGAGAAAAAAACUAUCAAGGAACUGAGUUCUUAAUUCCAGAGAAGUUGAGUCAUGGACAGUGAAUGAACUCGGAUGUGCUGAGAAACGCCAAAACAAUCAAUCAUACCAGGAUUUAUUUUAAAUUCUUUUUUUUAAGAUGAUUCACCUGUGCAGGUUAAACGUGUAGCUUCCUAUGGGUGAAGCAUUGCCUUCUCCUUUAGAAGAAAGCCAAGUGGCUUCAAGUGGAUUCAAGUCCCAGAAUUGCCCAUAUUUGUCAUAACUAAGGUAAUUUAUAGACAUUUAUAGUUUGGACUUUUUACAGUUUUGUGGCGUAAAACGUGCGACAUCUAUCAAUUAGAACUUAUGAUAAUCAAGUAAAAAAUGUUGACAAUUAAAAAUUGAAGCGUAAUUUUCUACAAGGGAAAAUCGUGUGACUUUGGCGAGUAUAUACGUAUUUAUCGCAGCGUUGCGUAUCAGCUGCGUAGCGCACGUGCCGUUCUAACAGUUCGUUGCCCUCGAGACAGGGGAGGCUCGAGGUUUCCGUUGAGCGUCUGCUCCGGACGCCUGCAGGAUCCAGAAUCCUCUGCGCCGAGGCAACAUGGAAGAACCCAGCAGCUGCGAGAGAACAAUGUUUGGGCUGUAGACGCCGAAACGGACCGCCGAGGGGGAACCACACGAGCCCGGACAGCGGGUCAUGGUGCUGCACCGGAUGACACUGAUCGCCACCUCAUAGUUUUCCUGCCUGCUGGCCUUCACCAUGAACAUCAUUCAAGACAAACUAGGCAAUGAGUUCCUGCGCUCCAGUGGGACAAUGGAGCCCAAUUUCGGCUCUAGCAUGAUAAUGUUCAGCCAUCUCCCGCCGGUGACCAGCUUCACCCGCUUGACCGCCCACUCCGUCAUGCAGGAGCUUCCAGCGCCGGAGAUGAUCCUGAAGAAGGAGCGCGACUCGCCCGACUGCAGCAUGGCCGCUCAGGGGUGCGGCCUGGGCUCCGCCGGAGUGGGAGACUACGUUCAUGCAAUGGGCAUCAAGCAGGAGAAGCUGUCGGAGCACGAUUAUCGCCUGCCGCUCUAUCCCGGAGGGCUGAGCAAGAGCACGGAGCUGCUGGAGGUGACGGUCGGUAACCAGCAGAGUCUGCUGGUGCAUGAUGUCAAUAUGGGAAACCUGCCGAGUCAGUUAGGAAAGGAGCCCACUGGGAGAAAAGGUCGAAGGUCAAAUGGUGAUGGACAGGAGGGUAAACCGAGAAAGAAGAGAAGCGAGGCAAAGCAAUCAAUGAUGCUGGAGGCAGACGGAGGCAGCCUGUCGCCGGGAAACAAGCCUCACAUCUGUGAUCACUGCACUGCAUCCUUCAGAAGCUCCUAUCACCUUCGUAGACACGUCCUCAUUCACACAGGUGAGAGGCCCUUCAGAUGCAGUCAGUGCAACAUGAGUUUCAUUCAGAAGUACCUUCUCCAGCGGCAUGAGAAAAUCCACAGUGGAGAGAAGCCAUUCAGCUGUGACCAGUGUAACAUGCGUUUCAUUCAGAAGUAUCACAUGGAGAGACACAAGAGGACACACAGCGGAGAGAAGCCGUACAGAUGUGAAACCUGCCAACAGUUCUUCUCCAGGACAGACCGGCUGCUUAAGCACAAGCGAACCUGCGGAGAAGCCAUAAAGAAGGGGCUCGAUCCCGGGAUGAUGGACUUGGGUUGUGUUGGCAUGGAACAUGGCAGCUACAUAAUCACUCAGGGAAAUGCUGGGAGCACGGGGAAAAAGAGGGGGAAGUCCAAAAAUUCAGGAGAGGCAGGGGAACAGAAAAAGAAGAAGGGGGACGGUGGGGCGGCGCGGGUACCCAACGUUCAUGGUGCCGUGUCUGGAGGGUACAGCAUCCAUGAAUACUCUAUAGAGAACCAAACAGUGUCUUCCUCUACUGAUCCAGGACCCAGCAUGCAACAGGGCCACCACGGGAGAGCUCCCAAGAUGGCGUUCAAGAAAGCCAGCCGAAAGAGCCUGGACAAAGCCAGUGUGGAACAGGAAAAGACAGGCCCAAUGGAGCAGAUGGAUGGACUUGGCCUCAUGCAGGGAAAUCGGGCCAAGGUCAGCACCAGCAGCAACUACGACGACGCCAUGCAGUUCGUCAAGAAGAGACGCUACCUUCAUGCGGCGAACAACGUCAACUCGUCGGCGUCUGCAGCGCCGGGCGGCGUCGGCGGCGAUUACGACGUGGGCGUGCACUUGUCUUCCCAGCCGUCCAUCAUCCAGGGCGUCGUUUCUGGCGUGAUGGACAGCGAUGCAACUCUGACCCUGGAGAAGGUGGGGAUCUCCGACGAGGUGCUUCAGAGCCUCCUUGACCACUACACCCAGAAGCCCGACGGCCUGCACCACGACGUUCACUUUGACAUCGGCGACCAGCACGUGGAGCUGAGCGUGGCCUCGGCCGAAGGCGCCAACGUCGGCCACAGCGCGGACGCUCCCAGCCCGUCAGGGGACAAGACCGGCAUGAUGCACGAGUACUCCCGCUUCCUGCUGCAGACUUUGGAGCGCACCAGCCAAAGCGUGGUCUUUCCUCUGGGCCCCGGGCAUCCAGCCUCAGGACCGUUCACCACCUCCCCCCUAGGAACCCCCCUCUAUGCUGACAAGAACAUCUACACUACGUCCCCGCUGGAGUGCGGGUUCGGCCAGUCGGUGGCCUCCUCUGUGCCAAAGUCUCACUUUGCGAUGCUCACGGGUUCCUCUCCGCAGCACAGCUUCCACAUGAGCAGCCUGGAGCCCCCCCCACACCAGCAGCUCACGCCGUCUCAGGAGCUCAGCAACCAGAUGGAGAAGCCUCACUCCUCGACGCCACCGUCUUCCUACCAGAUCAGUCCGUCUGACCUGAGCAGCCAGAAGGAGCCGCUGCCGGUCAAAAACGGCACAGCGGUCUACUCCCUGGCCCCCUCACAGGAUCUGGUCUCUCUGGACUCCUCCAAGCCUUCCUACCAGAUCCAAACCUUUGCCCAGGCCUUUGGCUCCCAGUUUAAGGCGGACGGCCGCGGCUUGUCGUACGGCACUGACUCUAGCAGGGAGGUGGAUCACAGGAUACGGACGCCUGUGUCUGAAUUCUCAGGGUUUAGUAGUUUGUUGUCUGAUGUCAAUGAGCCAGUUAGUACAGGUUCCAAAACUCCAACAAGCCAAAGCUACAGAUGAGAGCUGGAGAUGGAGAGAACACUGUCUUUAAGGUUGUUAUUUCAAGUUUUUAGUGCUUCUAUUUUAAUAUUAUUAUUGUUAUUUUUUUAAGUGAUAUCUUUAUUUUAAUUAUACUUAUGCCCACUCCCCUCCACAAUAAGCCUGCGAGGCUUCUUGCAAAUGCAAUUCUGUUCUGUUGUUUUUAAGUUAAAUAUCUAUGUAUUUUACUGUCAUAUUAAUAACAUUAGGUCGGGUCAAUUAUCAUGAACUGAAAGUACCUUUUAGGUAAGCAUAGAAUAGUGCUGGAUGUAUUUCUUUUCCACUGAGCUGGAGUGGUUGAGCAAUCAACUAUAAAAUAACAAUAACAGAAAUAACCAUCGUGUCAGGGAAUAGCCCAAGAUUUAAAUAGCAAAAAAAAGAAUGGAGUUGCUGUCUGUUACGAAUUUAAAAGUAUAACUCAGGAAAACGUAGAAGCCUUUUGAGGAGCAGUGCUUUGAGACGUGUACGUUUGCGGCCUCACAGGAUUUUUCUCAUGUUUUAUUACUUGUUGAAUGAGUGUGACACAAGCAGACUGCUGCCAGCUCACUUGAACACUGAAACACUUUCUACUUGGCUACAUAGAGAUUAUGGUACUUUCGUGUCAAUGUGAAACUCACCUUUUCUUCAAUAAGGGCCAUAUAUAUCUAUAUAUAUUUAUAAAAAAUAUAUAUAUAUUAUGUACAAUAAGAGAUUUAGUUCUUCUGGGAAACCGCCUGUUGAGUGAGAGCUGGCUCAGGGGUAAAUGUUGUCCUUAGUGCAUUUUUGCAGAACAGAAGUGAUGUCAUGUUUUUUUUUCGGGCCGGUAGAGGCUGUUGUUUCUUCUUCCUCGUUAUCUCAAAGCUUUUCUGGGCUCCAGGUAGCACUUUGAGCCGCUUUCUUACAUUGAGUUGAAGUACCCAACUGGAGCAAGGAAGCUCCAGUGUCAGGACUGGACUUGACUUUUGUGACAGAGGUGUUUGGCCAUAUGCAGACGGGGUGUGAUUAUAGGAAUACCUCCAUCUGGGUGAAAAGGGAGGGAGCAUGUAAUAAGAAGAGUGGGAUUUGUUUAUGACAUCUUGGAUCCUUUUUUUGAGGUGAGUGUUUGUAUUUGGAGGGAGGGAGGUUGGGGAUUGUUAAAUAGAGUAACAUUUAAUCGGGAUAAUGUGAAUGUAACGCAAACCCCUAGUUUUAGUCCGACAUGUUACCCAACUUAGCGGCUUCGCUUUCUUACUGAAUUUGAUGACAAAAUGUGUUGGUGAUCAAGUUAUUCUGGAGCUGUUACCGUGGUAGCCAUAGCAAAAAGAACAAAGGAGGCUGACCAAAAAUGUGUAUGCAUUUAGACUUUGAACACGUGCUUGCAGAAAUGAGCACGUUUGUCCCUUUAGAAAUUUGGUGCCUAUUUCAUAAUAUGUACAUGUGCAAGAUGAAUUCUAGGAAAUGUUAGAUUUAAUGUUCUGGCUGAUUUUUUUUUUUUUUAAGUGUAUUUACUGUUGUUUUAAACAAGACAACCAUAACUGUGCUGUCUUCCAUAGCUGCAAAUGGCCUUGAGUGCUACAGAUGAUGUCACUCAGCUGAUUGAGGCUUUAAACCCCUUUACGACCCGAUGGCCUGUUGUUCAAGCAAUAGUCACAUGGCAGAGUGAAUGCAAUGCCGCAAUAUCUUCAACAAACUGUUGCCAUGUGGAGCAGGUGAGGCCUCGCACAUACCUCAUAUCACACUAAACCAGGGACAAAGGAGUGAACAUCUGAUGUAGCGGAGAUGCUGUCGUAUUGUAUAAAACGUGUCUGUUUUGAAACCAGUGUACCUGACGUUCGUGUGAGCCAGUAAGUCGGCGUUACUUGAGGUUCUCAGUGAACGUCUCAUGCCAAUCAGUGUUGAGUCUCUUCAGUUUGACAGCAGUUCCACCUGCUCUGUCCUCCACAUCUUUGUCAUAUUGUUUAAUGUUUACAUCCUACACUACAUCCUAUUCGACUUAAUUCUGUCUCAUGUAUAAAUUUUUUUUACCGUUUUUCUUAAAUUUUCUUUAAAAUCCCCUCAAAAUUUUUGUAGCUGAUAUCUUCCGUUUUUGUGUUCUUUCAGGUUCUUGUGACAUGUUUCAUGAGACUGUACUUGUCCAGUAAAUUUAAAACUGAUUAGCGAAAAAAACAAUAAAAAUGUUCUUAUUAA
This is a messenger RNA of Betta splendens (Siamese fighting fish), 5589 nucleotides long. RefSeq names its product zinc finger protein 281a (gene znf281a). Gene Ontology annotation, biological process: regulation of transcription by RNA polymerase II. Lineage: Eukaryota; Metazoa; Chordata; Actinopteri; Anabantiformes; Osphronemidae. The record is from RefSeq and is a predicted model, not a curated record. The coding region runs from base 1021 to 3426 and encodes 801 amino acids. The transcript has 7 exons. Gene Ontology annotation, molecular function: RNA polymerase II cis-regulatory region sequence-specific DNA binding; DNA-binding transcription factor activity, RNA polymerase II-specific.